Eucalyptus grandis is the source of this 768-nucleotide messenger RNA. RefSeq names its product F-box protein At1g55000-like. The record is from RefSeq and is a predicted model, not a curated record. The transcript is spliced from 4 exons. Lineage: Eukaryota; Viridiplantae; Streptophyta; Magnoliopsida; Myrtales; Myrtaceae. The coding region runs from base 1 to 768 and encodes 255 amino acids.
AUGGGCGUCGUGCAUGGCGGCUUGGUCCUCGUCUCUUUGGAAAGAAAUAACAAUUCCACCAUCUCGACGAUGAACUCCCACUUCUUCGCCCUCGCCUACUGCAACACCCUCUGGCUCAUCUUUGAGAGGCUCCCCGUCCUGGACCUGGCCCGCGCAAGCUGCAUCUACCGCAUCUGGAGCUCUGUCGCCUUUGAUCACAACAUGGUCACCCAAGCCUUUGCAGCCCCCUGGAGGUUGAAGGAGAUGGUCGGCAUCCCGAGCUCGGGUAGCUUCUGGAGGGAUAACGGCAUAGGGAAGUUUGCCAUCUCGCACCGGAUUAAGUGCGGCGAUAGCAUUGUGAGCCUCGCUGUGAAGUACUCCAUUCAGGUCAUGGACAUAAAGCGCUUGAACAACAUCAUGAGUGAUCAUGGUAUAUAUCCGAGGGAGAGAUUGUUAAUCCCCAUAAGCAACCCUGACAUUCUUAUCAAUUACACAUGCUACAUAGAGCGAGAUAACCAUGCAAAGAGGGAAGUCGCCGUGCUUUACCCAGAAGGCGUCCGGGACAUAGAGAUAAGUUCUUUGCUAAAGAGGACAAACUCUGAACGAGGGAAGAAGAGAAUACUCGACUCGCUUAGGAGGAGCAUGCAGGUCGAUGAUGGGACUGCUCAGUACUACUUGUCUAUCUCUGAUGGUGACCCAAGGGCUGCACUCUCGAAAUUCUCCGAAGACCUUAGGUGGGAGAGACAGGUGAAAUGGUUAGGCAACAUUAUGGCUGCUUUAAUAAGAUGA